AUGCCACUGGGAAUAGGUGAGUUGGCUAGUCUUCAAACACUGUCCAAUUUCAUUGUUACUAAAAACAAUGUAUCUGAUUUCAAAGAGUUGGGGAACUUAAUUUAUCUUCGGGGGAAGCUUUGCCUGUCUGGGUUACAGAAUGUGGUGGUUCCAUUAGAUGCAAGGGAGGCGAAUUUGAAUGAUAAGAAUGCGUUAGAUGUGUUAUCAAUGGAAUGGAGUGUUAACUCAGAUGAUUUACGAGAUGGAAGAGUUGAAACAGAAGUGCUUGACAUGCUACAACCUCACAAGAAUUUAAAAGAGCUCCAUAUCAAAGGCUACCUUGGUACAGGAUUUCCGACUUGGAUAGGAGAUGCUCUAUUCUCCAAUAUGACUGACAUAAGUUUAGAUAAUUGUGGAAAUUGUGCAUCCUUGCCACCACUCGGACAACUACCCUCCCUUAAAAAGCUUUACAUUACAGGUAUGAGUUCAUUAAAGCAUGUUGGUUGUGAGUUCUACGGGCAAGGUGGUGUUCAACCUUUUUCGUUACUGGAGACUCUAAGCUUUGAGAAUAUGCCAGAAUGGGAGGAUUGGUAUACUUUUGGAGAUCACAAAGAAGUUCAACCAUUCACUCGUGUCAAGUCUCUCUCCCUAAUAAAAUGUCCCAAACUUCUUAAAAUGUUGCCUACUGAUCUACCUUGUUUGAAUAAUCUAGAGAUUAGGGACUGCCCGAAACUCUGCGGAAUGAUGCCCAAGCAUCUACCUUGUUUGAAUAAUCUAAAGAUUUCAAAGUGCCCGCAAUUCCUAGUUGAAGGUUCCAGCAUUAGGCUCCCGUCACUCACCUCGAUAGCUAUGAAUGACGUUCCUCUAACAAGCCUUCAAGCGGUCCUUGAGAUGAGGAGCAUGGUUGAUGACGAACUGAUAUCAGCAAAUGCAAAGUCUAAGCAUCCGAGUUCAAUAACUUCCUUGAGCAUUGGGAUGAUUAAGAAACUUGAGCUCUUGCCGAAAUGGGUUACUCAUGGGCUGAUGGAACUCGAAGCAUUGGAGAUCACAAGGUGUGAAGAACUCAAGACACUGUGGAAGAAUGAGGCGAGAGUGCAACACAGUCUCCCUGCAUUCCGAAGUUUGAAAAUUGAAGGCUGCCCCCAGCUUGUUUCAUUGUUUGAAGAAGAUGAGGAUGAAGACAACAAAGGGCAACAUGAGCAGCAGCAGCAGCAACAAGAGGGACUCCCCUGCAUAGUGAGGAGGCUUGAGCAUCUAACAAUAGAUAAUUGUGAAAAGCUGGAGAAACUGCCACGGCUGCUACAUAACUUCACUUUUCUUGGAGAGUUGUGCGUCUAUAGUUGUCCGAGUCUCGGCUCUUUUCCGGAGACAGGUUUUCCGUGCACGCUGAAAACACUCAAGAUACAUGAUUGUGAGGCUCUACAAUCCUUAUUCGGGUGUUUAACACAGAUUAAUGACAAUAAUCUUCAAUUAUUAGAUGUUCGUGAUUGUCCAUCCCUCACGUGCUUGAUAUCGUGCAGAGGUGGGGGGCUACCACCCACACUCAAAGUGCUUGAUAUUUGGAGGUGUAAAAAGUUGGAGGCACUGCUAGUAGUAGAGGAGGGGAUGGAAAUUAAUUGUCAAUCUCUUGAGUCUGUUUGGAUCAGGGAUUGUGAUAGGCUCAAAUACUUGCCAGAUGCCCUUCCUAAUAAUAAUACUAAUCUCAGGAAUCUCAGUCGAUUGUCCUUGUAUGGGUGUAAGAAUUUGGAGUACAUUCCGGAAGGAUGGUUCCACUUCGCAACAAAUCUGGCAGAUUUGGAGAUCAAGGGAUGCAAAAAACUCAAGGCCCUACCACACGAAUUGCAGAGCAUCAACUACCUCACUUCUCUUCAAUCAUUGGGGAUGAAUAUUCCACAUUGGAACAACAACUUCAAGAAGACUGGUUUGCACAGUUUAUCCUCUCUUACAGAACUGUCGAUUUCAGGGGCAAUUAGCGUGGCAGAGGAAGAAGAAGAAGAAGAAGAAGCGGGGUCCAGCUUUCCGAUAGAUGGGAAGUUGCUGCCCACCUCUCUGAUCUCGUUUUGGAUCGAAGAUUUCCGAAAUCUGGAGAAGCUAUCUUCUAAGUUGUUUCAAAACCUCGCCUCUCUUGAAUCUCUUCAUAUCUGGGGUUGCCCUAGGCUCAAAUCUUUACCAGUGCAAAGGCUGCCUCCCUCACUUGAGGAAUUGUGGAUCCGUGGAAGUCGGAAACUAACAAGGAAGUGUGAAAAGGGGAAAGGCAAAUAUUGGCCCCACUUAGCUCACAUGCCUCGAGUCGAUGUUGAUGAUGAGUGAUAAGCUCUGUUGUGGAGAUUCCCACCGCAGUUUUACAAGCACUCAAAUUGCCAGAAAUGUGCUUUCAAGGAUCUAAAUACAAAGAAAGGCUUCUUUCGAUAGAUUUCCUCGUCUGUUUUUAUUUCUGAGGCAACCACAACAAAUGGAAGAGUUCACAUUUCUUUCCAGCUUGGUGCAUUUGUCCCUGGAUAUCCUGUCCAUCCAGUGAUUGUUUGCUAUCCCCUUGUACACUUUGACCAAUCCUGGGGAAAUAUAGCUUUGGGAAAGCUCAUGUUUAGAAUGUUCAUAGUUUCACAAUGUCAUGGAG
Messenger RNA from Camellia sinensis, 2596 nucleotides. The record is from RefSeq and is a predicted model, not a curated record. Lineage: Eukaryota; Viridiplantae; Streptophyta; Magnoliopsida; Ericales; Theaceae.